AUGAAAGGCGUCUUCAGGAGUUAUGACUUCAUUGGCUGUAAGGGUGACUCAGUCAGGAGUUUGUUCACUUUGUCCUCUUCUUUCUCUCUGCAGAUGCAGCAGUUGUUCUAUGAGAACUAUGAACACAACAAGAAAGGUUUCAUCCAGGACCUCCACAGUAGCAAGAUCCACAACACCAUCACAUUGCACCCCAACAAGCGUCCAGCGUAUCAGUACCGUCUGCACGUGUACCUGCUGUCCCGCCGGCUCUCCCAGCUGCGGCACCGCACGGUCCAGUUGCACCGGGAGGCCCUCGCCAUGAGCCGGCUCGGCAGCGCCGCAGUCCGGCGGGAGGACCAGCAGCUCGGUGCGGCGCCCUCAUACACGCGCUACCGGCCCGCGGGGCGCAGCGACGUCCUCGAGUGGGAGUUCCUUACCGCUCGGCACCUUUACUCAUCCAGCAAGAAGCAGAUGCCCCGUCAGGGCCUCGGAAAUCUGGUGCGCUCCGCACUGGAAGACACCGUGCUUCAAGUGAUGGAAAUGAUCAACGAGAACUCAAAGACUCGAGGUCGCAUCAUAGACUUCAAGGAGAUCCAGUAUGGCUACAGACGUGUGGAUCCAAUUCACGGUGCUGAGUACAUCUUGGACCUUCUGCUGCUCUACAAGAAGCACAAGGGUAGGAAGGUGACCGUGCCGGUGCGGAGACACGCUUACCUUCAGCAGUCCUUCAGCCGGCCGUUCUUCAGCGAGGCGGAGGAGCUCGAUGUGUCCCGACUGGAAGACACCAUCAACGGUGACUCGCGCUCGCUCUCUUUCCUCUCCAGCUCGCUCAAGAUCUUCUCCUCCUUCCAGGUCUCCGAGACCGCACAAGUCCAGAGUCAGACCAAAGUGCACUUCCUCGUCCCGCUCACCGGUCGCUAUGAAAUCUUUGUGCGUUACAUGGAAAACUUUGAAAGAAUCUGCCUGAUCCCCAACCAGAACGUGAAGCUGACCAUAAUCCUGGUUGACAAUGAUACAAACCAGGAUAAGGAGAGACACCUAGAGCUGAUAAAGGAAUAUCACAACCGAUAUCCUAAAGCAGACCUGUCUAUCAUCCCUAUGACGGGAGACUUCUCUCGAGGCCUGGCCCUUGAGAUGGGCGCUUCUCAGCUGAGGAACAACUCGCUGCUGUUUUUCUGCGAUGUGGACCUGGUCUUCAACACAGACGCCCUCCAGAGAUGUCGAGACAACACCAUUGAGGGAAGUCAGGUGUACUUCCCCAUAGUCUUCAGUCAGUAUGAUCCCAAAAUUGUCUAUGCUGGUGACCCUCCUGAAGACAGCAGCUUUGUCUUUACCAAGAAGACUGGAUUCUGGCGAGAUUAUGGAUUUGGUAUCACCUGCAUAUUCAAAAGCGACUUGCUUAGAGCGGGGGGGUUUGACACCUCAAUACAAGGCUGGGGUUUAGAGGAUGUUAAUUUGUUCUCUAAAGUCAUCGAUUCUGGCUUGAAAGUGUUUCGCUCUCAAGAAACAGGUAUUGUGCAUAUUUUUCAUACUGUCUUCUGUGACAUGCGUUUAGAACCCAAGCAAUACAAAAUGUGCGUCGGGUCCAAAGCAAGCACUUACGCAUCCACAAUGCAGUUGGCACAACUGUGGUUGUCCAAACAUUUAGGCGUUGGUUACAACAGGACUUCCUCCUGAUGUCCCAACCAGGCCCCAGAAAUCACUGGAGUUUACCUCAGAUCUGUAAAAGUGCAAACUACAAUGCAUUCACUGAAUGUGUGGAUAUUUUUAGGGAUUCUGGGUAAUGUAUGUCCUAUCAAAAGAGUCCAAUCCAACUUUCCAAAGGUUUGUCCUUGCCAUCUAACAUUGCAGCAUCUUCCAAGGGGUAUUUAUUGCACAAGUCUGAAAAGAAAGUAAUUUGUUUUCCAUCUUGCACUCAUAUCUUGAGGAGCAUGUGUUUAAUGAGGUCCUAAGGACCAAGGAAAGAUGUGUUUUCUGCGUGUCAUCAAAUAUAAACAACAUAGUUCACAUUGCAGUGGUUAUAAUAAUAGUAAACAAUACAAUAAUAAUAUUGUACAGAAAGUACCAGAAAUGUGCUUUAAAUUUCCUUGCUGGGGAAAGAGCUAGAAAAAUGGUGUUCUCUGAUUUAUAAAAGGAGAAAUACUAUACCUUAUUUCAGUAUUUUCUAAUGGAUGUGAAGUGUUUGAUGAUCUUGCUCUAUGAUAUUACGGUACUGGUUACCAUGUGACAUCUACAAUCACCUAAAGGAUUAUUAGGAACACCAUACUAAUACUGUGUUUGAACCGCUUACGCCUUCAGAACUGCCUUUAA
Molecule: messenger RNA, 2289 nt
Organism: Pimephales promelas (fathead minnow)
Lineage: Eukaryota; Metazoa; Chordata; Actinopteri; Cypriniformes; Leuciscidae
Source: RefSeq, a predicted model, not a curated record